AUGAGUGUAGAAAAGAUAUGUCAUGUGGAGGAAGAACAAUCCUCUGGUGAUGUUGACCAGAAAAUAGAUCUCAUCAACACUUUGAGUUAUGAUGCAUUAGCUAAAAUAUUUAUGCAGCUGCCAAUACAUGAAAGGAUUGUUAUGGAUCAGGUUUGUUCUAAAUGGAAAGAGGCCAGUAAACUAGCUUGGUAUGAUAUUAAAAAAUACAAAUGCACAUCAACGUCAUCAACUGGUCUCGCUUAUGAUAAACGUUUGUUGAUACAAUCAGAUGUUGAGAAAAUACUUUUGCAUUGUGGUAUUUAUUUGAAAGAAUUAUCUCUUUCAAGAAUUCGUAAAUCAAGUAUCUUGCCAAUCAUUGGUGAUCACUGCAAAAAUUUAACAAGACUCGAAUUUGGAUUAAGCGAGUAUCAUAUGAAUACAAAUAAUAUAAAUUACUUCGUUCAAGUAUUUAGACAGUUGGACAAAUUAAAAGUCGUUCGAAUACAAGUAUAUGCUACCUACGACAACCGCGUAAAAAAAUUUUCCAUUGAAAUAAUCGAUAGUCUUUCAGAAGGAAUUGAUGAAAUUCAUAUAUUUUUUCCCAAAGUACUUGAGAAUACAUUACCAUUUUUUUUCAAUUUAAAAAAGUUUAAAAAUCUUCAUAGUUUAACAUUAAGUAGAUGCGUUAUCGACGACAUGAUUGCAGAAAUAUCAGAAAAGCAAAGCCUUGUUUAUCUCAAUCUUGAAAAGUCAAAGACAAUAACUGGAGAUUUAAUUUUUAUGUUCAAUCGGCUUGUAAAUUUGGAACACAUCAAGAUAACUUCAUACUUGGUGUCUCCUACCAACAGUCCAGGUUUACUCUGCACUUGUAUUUCCAAUACAUGCAAAAAUUUGAAGCAUCUUGAAAUUUCUACUGGUUUUUAUAACUCAAUUGAUGUUUCAAUCAUAAACUGGGCCAACCUUAAAAAUUUAGUGUUUCUCAAUAUUUUUUGGAAAAUUACUGAUGAAGUAGCAAUUAAAAUUGUGAAUUAUUGCAAGAAUUUAGUACAUUUAUGUAUUUCUCGAUAUAGUGAUACCACUGAAACAGCAUUGAAAAAAUUAACAAAAUUAGAAAAUCUUGAGACUUUCAAACUCGAAUUUUUGCAACUCAAUAGCAGAGUAAUAAUCGCAAUUUCAAACAAUUGUGAAAAACUUAAACAUUUAAGUAUUCUGGGUUGUACUGUAGCCAAAUCUAUUGACGAUGGUGAAACACGUUCUUCUGCAUCUGCUCUUGAUGAUUUAUCAAAAUUACAAUAUCUUGAACAUUUAGAGCUUACAGGUAUUAAAGACCUUCAAGAUAGUACUAUUAUUGCUAUCGCUAAUAAAUGUAAAAACCUGAAAUAUUUAGGUAUCGGUGAUUGUCAAGAUAUUACUGAAACCGCUCUCAUGGCUUUAACGAGCAUGGAAAACUUGAAAAAGUUAGAAAUUCGGCGGAAUCCUAAUGUUACAAACAACUUUAUUGUCAAAUUAAAAGGAUUAAAAUUGUUGAAUUGCAAGAGUUGUGAAAAACUCACUGAUGCUGGCUUAAUUCAAUUUAUAAAAAAUUGUCCAGAUCUUGAAGACCUGAUUAUUGACGUCACAAAUAUUACAAAGGAUUUUGAAAAUGCUCGUAAUAAAUUAAACAAAAAUCGUAUUUUUGAUAUUCGCGUUAAAAUAUAAAGAUCAACUUGAAUUACGAGCUGGUUAUCUAUUUACUGUAUAUCAAUAGUUAUCUCUUGUUGCGUAUUAAUUAAUUAAUUAAAACGAUUAAUUAA
Molecule: messenger RNA, 1772 nt
Organism: Aphidius gifuensis
Lineage: Eukaryota; Metazoa; Arthropoda; Insecta; Hymenoptera; Braconidae
Product: F-box/LRR-repeat protein 2-like
Exons: 3
Coding region: 1-1677 (558 amino acids)
Biological process (GO): SCF-dependent proteasomal ubiquitin-dependent protein catabolic process
Cellular component (GO): SCF ubiquitin ligase complex
Molecular function (GO): protein binding
Source: RefSeq, a predicted model, not a curated record